UGUGGCGGCAAAGACACCUGGACAUUUCCGGCUGCGGCGCCUCGAACGAGGAUCUGGAGUUCAGUUUCGUUUCUUUCAUUUCACGGAGCUUGUACAUACUAACUUGAGUCUUUUGCCUGGACGCAAUACCGUCGAGCCACAUGUAAUAACAUUUCCACUACCGCACAUCUCCCACGAUACUCAUUUCAUAGACCACGGACCUAGCAUGAGCCCACUACCACUUACUCCCUCAUAACUGCAGCACUGUUCCGAUUGCGAACACCGAGUUCCACCACUUUUACUCUUUUAAUGCCACUGUGCUGAAAUUUAGACCGCCAUGGUUUCCACAAGCAUUCAAGACCGAACGAACGAGUUCCGCACAAUCCUCGCGCAGGCACAGAAGCGGCAAACCGCAACCAAGGGCGGGCCACAACGACAGUCCCUCCUCAGCGAUUCGCAAAGAAAAGAAGCAAAUGGAGCCGCAAAUGGCACCUCAAGAGGCUCGAGGUCGGAAUUCGCUCGCAAUGCAGCCCAGAUAGGGAGGGGGAUUACUGCCACCAUGGGCAAAUUGGAGAGGCUUGCGCAGCUCGCCAAAAGAAAGGCUAUCUUCGACGAUCGACCUGUCGAGAUCGCGGAGCUGACAUACGUUAUCAAACAAGACUUAGCUGGGCUUAACGCACAAAUAUCCGCCCUGCAACAGCUCACGCACUCGCAACACCCAACCGCUUCCCAACCCCGAUCGGCGGACCAAGAAGGGCAGCACAACAAAAACGUGGUGUUAAUGUUGCAAAACAAGGUCACGGAUGUCGCCGUCAAUUUUAAAGAUGUGUUAGAAGUGCGCACCAAGAAUAUCCAGGCGUCCAGAUCGAGGACCGAGAACUUUGUGUCGUCGGUGUCGGCAAGAUCACAACCCCAUCUGGAUGACUCAAGGUCACAAUCGCCGCUCUACCAGGGUUCAAGUAGUCGGCAAAAAACUCCCCAGGCCUCUUCGACCGAUCUUUUGACCCUUGAGCCUUCAAAUACUUCGACUCUCAUGAAGCAUACCCCUCAGUCCGACCAUCAACUGCUGCUAAUGGAGGAAGCACAACCAACCAACACGUAUAUACAGGAACGUGGACAAGCCAUCGAAGCCAUCGAAAGGACGAUAAACGAGCUGGGCUCCAUUUUCGGCCAACUUGCAACGAUGGUGUCUGAACAGGGAGAGAUGUUGCAACGGAUAGAUGCAAACACCGAGGAUGUGGUGGACAACGUCCAGGGCGCACAGAGAGAGCUGCUGAAAUAUUGGAACCGGGUACAAGGGAAUAGAUGGCUGGUUGCUAAAAUGUUUGGUGUUCUCAUGAUAUUCUUCUUACUUUGGGUGUUGAUAUCGGGCUGAAUGGGUAGCAGUAAUGCUAUCCACGGGCCAAUGUACAAUCAUUUUGUUGAGUUUCAAGAUUAGAUAAUGACAGCCGUCCCACUGGAACAGCGAGUGGUUGCGAGCGAUUGUUUCUGGUUUGAUGCUUUAAGCGUCCAUACCCUGAGCGUCAGCUUCAGCGGAAGAUGCCAGUGGCUGUUGUAACAUCCAAGACGACUAAAUGCAACGAUCCUCAAAAUACCUCUCUGGAGAUGCAGCCCAUCGUAGCUCAAGCAAUGGCCCGGCAUGAGUGUCACUCGAGACAAAAAAGGCAUUAGAAAGGAGCAAUU
Molecule: messenger RNA, 1662 nt
Organism: Cladophialophora immunda
Lineage: Eukaryota; Fungi; Ascomycota; Eurotiomycetes; Chaetothyriales; Herpotrichiellaceae
Exons: 3
Coding region: 317-1354 (345 amino acids)
Biological process (GO): intracellular protein transport; vesicle fusion; endoplasmic reticulum to Golgi vesicle-mediated transport
Cellular component (GO): SNARE complex; endomembrane system; Golgi membrane
Molecular function (GO): SNARE binding; SNAP receptor activity
Source: RefSeq, a predicted model, not a curated record